This is a messenger RNA of Helobdella robusta, 972 nucleotides long. RefSeq lists its product as hypothetical. NCBI's taxonomy places the organism in Eukaryota, Metazoa, Annelida, Clitellata, Rhynchobdellida, Glossiphoniidae. The transcript is spliced from 6 exons. The record is from RefSeq and is a predicted model, not a curated record. Bases 1 to 972 code for a protein of 323 amino acids.
AUGCGUCCGACUUCUAUAUAUAGCGCGGAAGAAAUCUCGGCUGCCCUUAAACAGAUCAAACACGACGUCAAUCUCCUAAAGAUUGGUCCUAAAAAGAAAGACAAAAGAGACAAACUACGCGAAACCAUUUGCUAUUUAGGGCUACUACUCGGUAGCAGCAGGACAAAAACACGCCUUGUACAGCUCGGAUGCAUCAUCUCCCAAGAUCGUCCAGCUUCGUCCGUAAUCAGCACACCACCAUCUGAUGAAACCUCGAAGCAGAGAACCCAAUCGCUGGUGGAUCUCAACGUUGUAGCUGCUCCUGCUCCUCCUUUGCCUCCUAAAAAAAUUGUUUUUGGGGUAGGUAAAUUGAAAAGCUGCGUCAAAGAAGAGAUCCUUGAACAUCUGGAAACUAUUGGACUGACCGCUGCAGAAUGCGUACCAGUCUUAAAAUUUUCUCCCACUCGUCCUCAACCUCCAACCAGUGAUCCAUCAACAAAAUUUCGCAUAACUAUUUUUAAACAUCAGGAGAUGAUUUUUACCAAUCCUGAAAAUUGGCCUAUCGGCGUGGAAAUUCACCCUUGGUUGUUUCAUGCUCGACCACAGCAUUUGAUAAAACCCACUACAACUUCACUACCAAAUCAUCAUCCUGUCGACCUACCAAAUGUUAAUACACCAUCGCUGGUCAACUCACAUCAGCAUGUAGAAAACACAGUUGAGGUGGCUUCCAUUUUAACUUCUUCGGAAAAAUCCACUCAGCCAGUCGAGUCAGUCACGUUAAGCUCUUCUCAGCUGAACCUCCUAGAUUCAUUCACCAGACAGUCAUCCUACUGCACCACAAGAGAUCUACUCAACAUUCUAGAAGCCAAGUACAUCAACAAUCAUGAUCACCCUCUACCUCUACUUCACAUAAACAGCAGAAAGACAUGGCUGAAUGACGAAACCGCUAAACUACAGUAUAUAGACCCCCCAACACUGAUCCUAAUAUCUUAA